CAACUGCAGACUGUGACACGAUUACUCAAGCAGGAAAGCGUUAAUCAAAGUCGAGGGAGUUUCAUCUCACUAUAACUUGACGGUGUAUGCAUAGAAACUUGAGGAAUAUAUUCGAUGAGAUGUAAAGCGCGAGUGCUAUUCGAAAGAUUAAUUUUUCAUCCGGAUUUCAGCGAAGCAGAGUGCACACAUUGAAGAAGAGAAUGUCCUUAAGAUGAAUCUGGUCUAGAGACAGCUACAUCGAGACCCCUCCCUUCCCUUCUUUUUCAUUUGGUGUCGUAUCCCAGCGAUGAAUACAUUUGCACCGGAAAAGCGAGUGAUUUACUGAUUUAUGCCAUUCAGGUAGGGAAGUAGUGGGAUUUGUUUCACUGCGACGCGACAGGUCGGAUGGUUGAGUGAAAGGCCUUGAAGUGAAAUUACAUGGAAUGAAGGAUUCGAGCACAUCAGGAUCGGAGAGCGGGAGCCAUCAAAAAUGAAGAUAUGUCUCUGGAUGCUCAUCGUCUUUCAUCUGCGGAAGAUGAAUAACGCUUCAAGUACGCUAAGGUGUGGGUUGCUCGGAAGUGUGCCGAAGGACCCACCGAAGCAUUCACUUUUAUUUCGCGGUAUAUACGCAAAAUAACCACCACCCUGGCUGCUUCUCCCAAAGAUGCUCAAACAACACCUCUAUAAAAGAAGAGUCUCAUCAUGAUAUGGAAAUCAAAUCAGCCUGUGCCCUCACACAAGAAGAGUAACAUGAAGUGGACAAUAAUCGUACUGUCAUUGGUAGCGACGAGUUGGGCGAGUUUAGAGCCAGUGAGCUACAAGCCACCGCUCGCAUCAGUAACCGCUGACCAAUAUCUACCCCCAAGUUACCGCGUUGCAUUACCACGGGGAGCCCUAACACUGGAAUCCCAUUAUCUUCCAUCGAAUCACCAAAGCUUACCUCAAAAUGUAAUACCAAAUUCUCUGUACUCACCGAGCGCCCGUCCACCGAGCAGUCUCCACAAUUCUGUUUCUCCCUCAUCGCCUUCACAACUCAGUGAACGAUACAUACCCUCCGUUUCCUCUUCCUCGGCCCCUGAAGCCCAUCAAGUCCCAACUCACCAUCAUGCAUCAGCUAUCAUUCAAGAUAGCCGUAUCGGUCAUCAUGUAUCAGCUAACCCAGCUUCCCCAUCCACUCUACUUCAACAUACUGCCAAUCGGAAUAUCGUUUCCUCUAAAUAUCUACCCCCGAGCCAACUCGAUGAGACAUUUACGCAAUCCAUCCCUUCCUCCACCUAUCUGCCAGCUAAUCAGAAUCAAUACGUUGAAAUUCAGCCCUCAACAUCGAUCGUAUCCCCUAAUACCUAUCUGACACCGAACAAGUUCUCAACUGUAUCGCCUCGAGGAUUCGCAGAAGGACAUCUCGCUCGUCACGAUAGCCACUUAAACUCGGGGGGACUCAGUCAACCAGCGGGACACUACUAUCCCGAUAGUAAUUACGACAUUCCCGGACGUAAUGGGGGAUACAUGUACGACCAAAGGAUAAUCUGUGGACACCGCUUGUACGUACUUGCAACCGUUGACCAAUACUCCUUGAAAUUGCACAUGUCAGCUUUACUUACAACUGCAUUUGUAUUCCAAUGUCUUAUUAGUAAUUUAUUGAGAGUAUGAAAUUGAACGACGGAGAUUUGAUUAAAUAAUAAAGGAAUUAUUCUUUUCGUUACCAAUGACAUUUAACCGCGGAAAGAGAAAUUAUAACUUGGAGUAAAUAUUUUAUUUUGGAAUCGAUGCCACUUCAUUUAAUUUUCUUUUGCUUCACAUCAAUCGCUAUGCAUUUGGCGUAUCAAAUUUGCCGUUCCAUAAUGAAUAUUUGUCUACCUCAACUCACACAAUGAAGAAUUUCACUUAAUGUGAAUAAGAAAUUUCAUUUAACGUGAAUAAGAAAUUUCAUUUAACGUGAAUCAGAGAUUAAUCUGAAAUUAUUUCUGAAGUUGACCCAGUUCA
Messenger RNA from Fopius arisanus, 1962 nucleotides. RefSeq lists its product as uncharacterized. The transcript has 7 exons. Lineage: Eukaryota; Metazoa; Arthropoda; Insecta; Hymenoptera; Braconidae. Gene Ontology annotation, cellular component: extracellular matrix. The record is from RefSeq and is a predicted model, not a curated record. The coding region runs from base 682 to 1629 and encodes 315 amino acids.